Molecule: messenger RNA, 442 nt
Organism: Desarmillaria tabescens
Lineage: Eukaryota; Fungi; Basidiomycota; Agaricomycetes; Agaricales; Physalacriaceae
Exons: 5
Coding region: 49-336 (95 amino acids)
Source: RefSeq, a predicted model, not a curated record
GUCACGGUCCCCUAAGUACCUCUUUCACUCGAACCUUCAUCAUCUACAAUGUCAUCUCGCCCUGAACAUACUCGCAAGAGCUCUCUCGACCCAGAUGCAAUGCAUAACCUCGAGAAGCGCCUCAGUGAACGCCCUGACAAGAACGAGUUGGUAGAGCGUAAUAUUCUGAAGGACGACAAGGGCAUUGCCCCCGCCCUUGUAGCAGCCAAGGAGAAACUACAAAGAUCACAGCUCGAGGACAAACUCGAUCAUGCGUUACAGCAGCGCCCAAAGGCGGAGGAGCUCGUCAAGGGUGGUAUCUUACUUGCAAGUGAAGCACCCAUUGAGCAGGAAUAAAUGAGGUAUUAUAAUUUUGAGUUGUAACAAUAGCUGUUAUGCAUGUAUGAGCAACAGAAUUCAUGGACGGAAAGGCAAAUAUUAUCCUCACUUUAUGGCAUCUAUA